AUGAUCAAAUUAUCAAAGGUUGACAAACGCAUAUAUAAACAUUUAAAUUUACCAAACAAGUUGCAAUGUCUACUUAUUGAGGACAAGGAUGCUGAGAAAUCUGCUGCUGCUCUCAAUGUUUAAGUUGGAGCAUUUUAAGAUCCUAAGAAUGCUUAAGGUUUGGCUCAUUUUUGUGAGCAUAUGCUAUUUAUGGGUACAACUAAAUAUCCCGAUGAAUCUGAAUAUCAACAUUUUAUAUCUAAGCAUUCAGGAAUGACUAAUGCUUAUACAUCUACAACCAAUACUAAUUAUUUCUUUACUGUGGCCAAUGAUUAAUUAGGAGGAGCUUUAGAUAGGUUUUCCUAAUUCUUCAAGCAUCCUCUUUUUAAAGAAUCAUGCAUUCAAAGGGAAAUGUAGGCUGUUCAUUCAGAAUUUAAUAUGAAUUUACAAAAUGACUUUUGGAGAAAAUUUUAAGUAAGUAAAUUGUUGGCCCCACAAAAUUCCUCAUAUUCCUAGUUUAUGAUUGGGAAUUUAGAUACUCUUGGCUAAGUUAGUAGACAAUAACUUGUAGAUUUUCAUUCUCGUUAUUAUUCUAGUAAUUUGAUGAAAUUAGUCAUUUAUGGAAAGCAAUCAGUUGAAUAAUUAGAGAAUUGGGCAAGUGAUAUGUUUAGUGAUAUACCAAAUAAAAAUUACAAUAGACCAGACAUAGCAAUUCAAGGUUCUCAAAUUAUCCAAAAUAAAUUAAUUAAAGUAGUACCCAUAAAUGAUGAAGAUCAUUUAGAUUUAAUGUGGGUUAUAGAUUAUUUAUAACCCCAUUUCCGCAAUUGCCCAGGGAAAUAUAUUGCUCACCUUAUUGGCCACGAAGGAGAAGGAUCUCUCUUAAGUUAUUUAAUCAAAGAAAAUCUAGCCUAUGAACUUUCAUGUGGAACAUAAGAUGAAGCAUAUAAAUUCUCAGAAUUAUAUGUCAGUAUCAAAUUGACCAAAAAGGGGUUAGCUUAAUAUUAACAUAUCAUUGAAUUAGUUUUCAAUUAUUUAAAUAUUUUGUAAGCCAAUGCAUAGAUUUUUAAUGAGGUUAAAUAAAUCAAGUCCUUAUAAUUUGAUUAUCUUGAAAAGCAAAACCCUUUUGAUUUUGUUGGGGCAUUAGCAUCAAGAUUACAUCAAUACCCAAUUACAGAUAUCCUAAAAGCUCCGUAUUUGAUGGAAAAUUUCGACUCUAAUCUUAUUAAUAACACUAUUAAUCAGUUAAAACGAAAUAAUUUGAAUGUAUUUUUACAAAGUCAGUAAUUUUAAGGGAAAUUGGGAAAUUUUGAAAAAUACUUUGGGACUGAAUAUGAAAUUUCAGAUUUGUAAUUCGAAAAUUUACAAGCUCGAAAUCAAAAUUUCCAUCUACCAAAUUUAAAUAUAUAUCUUCCAAAUUAAACAGAUUUGUUGGCCAAUCCUAAUAGUUAAUAGUAUCCAACAAUAAUUUACGAGUCUCCACAAUCUACAGUCUAUUUCAAAUAAGACAAUAAAUUCAAUGUUCCAAAAACAUUCAUAAAAAUGAGACAAUAUUUGGAUUCAAUGGGAAAAUCAAUAUAAAAUGAAGUUCUUGGAGCCCUUUGGCAAAGUUUGCUCACAAUUCAUUUAAGGGAGUUAUUUUAUGAAGCAGAAGUUGCUUCCUUGUCUCCAUCAGUUAGCUUAGUAACUAAUGGUAUUGAAUAUUCAUUAGCUGGAUUUAGUGAUUCAAUUAACAAGUUCUUACCAGAUAUGUUGAGAAAGGUCUUAGAUUUUAGAGUUGAAAAUUAUAGAGACAAUUAUGAUACUUAAUUGGCUAAGCUUGUUUGUGAUUUGGAGAACUUUUCUCAUUCUCCUCCUUAUUCUUAGGCAAGAAAUCUAUCAAUGUUGCUCUUAAGAGAUUGUGGGUCAUUUGAUCCUGAGGAUUUAUUACAGACAAUCAAACUUAUAUAGUUUGAUGAUUUGAUUUACUUUUAGAACCACUUGAUGGAUAAAUGUAGAUUCGAAUGGCUUAUUAUGGGUAAUGUAUCAGAAAGUAAUGCGAUUUCAAUAGUGAAAUAAUCGGAGGAAUAGUUUAAAAAAUCACUCACUUUACAGAAAGAGGAAAUAUUGUAAGUAAGAUCGAUUAAUAUCCCUGAAAAAAUCAUAUACAACUACACAAGAUACUUAAAUUCCGAAACUGAAACUAAUUCUAGUGUGAUUUUGUAUUUUUAAUUAGAAAGUGGAACAGUAAGAAAUCAAUUGAUUGUUGAUUUACUUUCCAAUAUAAUUAAGACUCCGUUUUUUUCUCAAUUAAGAACUACAGAGUAAUUAGGAUAUGUUGUAUUCUCUGCUUCUAGUGAUGUCAGAGGUAUAACUGGUUUCUAAUUUUUAAUUUAGAGUAGUGUGAAGUGUCCAAAAUAUCUCUAGGCUAGAAUUAGAGAAUUCAUAAAGACAUUUGGUAUAGACGAUUUAACAAAGGAGUAAUUUGAAGAAUACAAAUAAUCUAUUAGAGUAUCACUUUUAGAGAAGGAUUUCUCUUUGGGAAGAGAAGUUGGAAGAUUUUGGGGUGAAAUUUAACGACAUUAGAAUCUUUUCGACAGGAGGGAGUAAGCUUUGAAUUUGCUAGACACUAUCGAUAUUGAAGAGGUUAAGAGAUACUAUAAGUAAUAUUUGAUCGAACAUCCUCAUUAAAUUGAGAUUCAUGUGGUUUCGCCACCUCAUAGACAAGAAUAGGAUUCAUUACCUAAUACUGGAUUGAUGAGUACUAGUGCUGAAUGGAUAAAACGUCGUGUGCCUCUUUAUCCAGAUAUGUAUUCAUUAUUAUGA
This is a messenger RNA of Paramecium tetraurelia, 2781 nucleotides long. RefSeq lists its product as uncharacterized. Gene Ontology annotation, molecular function: metal ion binding; metalloendopeptidase activity. Gene Ontology annotation, biological process: proteolysis. The transcript is spliced from 2 exons. The record is from RefSeq and is a predicted model, not a curated record. Lineage: Eukaryota; Ciliophora; Oligohymenophorea; Peniculida; Parameciidae.